AUGUCAUUUUUCGAAUACAAAGACUAUAUAGAAGAAGGUGAUUUGGUGUUGGCUUUUAUAAAUAGAACUUCAAUUAAACCGAUUUAUAUAACAAAGGGAGAAAUACUAAAUACAAGAUAUGGUCAUUUUCAUCAUAAUACAAUGAUUGGUAUGAAAUAUGGUUCACAAAUGCCAGGAGCAAAAGGAUUUGGUUUCAUUCAUUUAUUAUUUCCAACCCCUGAAAUGUGGACUUUGUCAUUACCUCAUCGAACUCAAAUUGUUUAUACUCCAGAUUCAUCAUAUAUUAUACAAAGACUAAAUGUUACUUGUGGAUCCAGAAUAAUUGAAGCCGGGACUGGUUCAGCUUCUUUCACUCAUUCGUUUGCAAGAACUGUAAGUAAGAAAGGGAAAGUAUUUACAUAUGAAUUUCAUGAGCCAAGAUAUUUAGAAGCUAAAAAGGAAUUGGAACAACAUGGACUUACCAACACAAUAAUAACUCAUAGAGAUGUAUGUAAUGAUGGAUUUAAUAUAGAUCAAGAUGUUAAUGGAGAUGUUGUCUUUUUAGAUUUGCCUUCACCUUGGACAGCGAUACCCCAUUUAAAUUCAGUAAUCACAAAAAACAAAAGAGUUGGAAUCUGUUGUUUUUCACCGUGCAUAGAACAAGUAGACAAAACAGUUAAAGCAUUAGAAGAAAACGGAUGGACUAAUAUAGAAAUGGUAGAAGUUGCAGCAAAGAGAUGGGAAGCAAGAAAAGAAAUGAAAAGAGAUGUAUCAGAUGCAAUAAAUAGAAUUAAAGAUAUACAACAAAGGAAAAAAAUUGGAGUAGAGAGUAUGAAAAAUGGUGAACCACCUAAGAAAUUAUCCAAGACUAAUGAAAAUGGUUUUAAAUCUUCAAGAAAGAGUGCAAAAGUUAAGGAAGGUGAGGAAGGUUAUGAAUGGUUAGAAGUGACGAAAUCAGAAAAUGAAAUAAAGAGUCAUACUUCGUACUUGACGUUUGCAUAUACAAUAGUUAAUGAGGAAUAA
Lodderomyces jiufengensis is the source of this 1002-nucleotide messenger RNA. RefSeq names its product tRNA 1-methyladenosine methyltransferase subunit. Lineage: Eukaryota; Fungi; Ascomycota; Pichiomycetes; Serinales; Debaryomycetaceae. Bases 1 to 1002 code for a protein of 333 amino acids. The record is from RefSeq and is a predicted model, not a curated record. Gene Ontology annotation, biological process: tRNA methylation. Gene Ontology annotation, cellular component: tRNA (m1A) methyltransferase complex; nucleus. The transcript has a single exon.